AUGAGCAGGAGACUUCCAGGCACGACUGCCAGUGAAGAACUGAUAGGAGCUGAGCCGGGAAGUUUGUGUGCCUCAACACGCUGCAUCAACAAAGAAUGCUACAAAGAGAACAAAGCUCCAAACCUCAGAUCAUGCACUUGCUAUGAUAGCAACUUGGACACUACUCCUGGCGGUGGAGGUCCAGUGGCGACGGGGCCAGAUGGAAGGUCGUUCGGAGUCCAACAGUCAGUGAUGACCACCCCUCCCGUCCCUGUCAACAACAGUCAGAUGAAAACAUUCGGAACUCCGAAGAACAUGUCCUACGUCAUGAGCGGUGGACCCCUCUGUGCACACGGAAGUAACUGCCAGGAAACGAAUGCCAGAUAUCAGGAAGGCUGUUUCAGAGUGGGAGACCAUCUGCACCGUCUCUGGAUGGAUCAGAAGAUGUGCGACCUGGUUCUCAGGUGCUCCGAUGGCGAGAUCAAGGCCCACAAGGUCGUCCUGUCAGCCUACAGUAGCUACGUACUCGAGAAUUUCAGUAAAUUCCCAGACAGCGCAGGCAUUGCCAUCGACCUUCCGGAUUUCAGUCAGGAUGUAGUGAUGAUCGUCCUGUGCUACGUCUAUUGCGGGGGUGGUGGAGAGGAUCAGUUCGAACUGGAACUCAACUCUCAACUAGUUGGACCCCUCAUGUUAGUGGCGGAUGAGCUGGGAGUCUGUGACCUGGUCAAGUGCUGCGUCAGGUACCUCUGUAACGUCGAUCCGGAAAAUGCCAUCUUUCAUUACGCCAUUGCCGACAACUUUGGACUCACCGAAAUUAGGGAAAAGAUCUACCACUACUUGUUACAGAAUUUUGAGAACGUUUGGGAAACGAGACACUUCAGAAUGUUGCACCCCGACCGUCUCAUGUCCCUUCUGUCUGACGAUCGACUGGUUGUCUGCGAUGAGAUCACUGUCUUCUAUGCAGCUUUAUAUUGGAUGGAGGCGGACCGAGAAAGACGCAAGAGUUUAGCCCCGACAUUACUGAGGUAUGGUGUGCGUCUCAUGUGCAUAUCUCCAGAAUAUCUCGUCGAUAAAGUUGAAAAGGUGACAUGGUUAUUUGAUAAUCCCGAAUGCUACGCACUACUCAAUGAAGCACUUAGAUGUCACGCUUUGUUGUUGAGUGGGGGUAGGAUGCCGAUAUCCAGUGCCUUCCAGGAACAAUGCCAGAGAACAUGUCUCAGAAUGGACGUCUGCUAA
Messenger RNA from Helobdella robusta, 1215 nucleotides. RefSeq lists its product as hypothetical. The record is from RefSeq and is a predicted model, not a curated record. Bases 1 to 1215 code for a protein of 404 amino acids. NCBI's taxonomy places the organism in Eukaryota, Metazoa, Annelida, Clitellata, Rhynchobdellida, Glossiphoniidae. The transcript is spliced from 7 exons. Gene Ontology annotation, molecular function: protein binding.